GCAAUAAUUUGUAAACAGAGACGACCCACGGUUAAUCUGUUGCUUAAUUUUUUUUCCUAAGAUUCUUAAACAAAAUAGGCUUUCCAUUGUCCUGACAAGGGUGGUGGAUACUUUAUUAUUGCAAACCGCCCGUGCUUUUUAGGCCAAUGCACUCUUAUUGCUGCUUCAUAAUCUCUUCCAAUCAUGUUUCUCCCCCUUAAACAGCAUAACUUAUUAUUUUAGUUUCAGUGUGCUCUGGCAGGAUCUUUCUUAGAUUAUUAGGUUUCUUAAGACAGUUUAUAUAGGGGUGCAACAAGACUUUCUUUCCGCACUGUGACUAGUACCGGUGUAAAGUGAUUUUAUUAUUGUGUUCUGAAAGGUUUAAGUUCAAAUGGGAAGACAACCUUGCUGUGAUAAAGUUGGGUUGAAGAGAGGUCCAUGGACUAUUGAAGAAGACCGCAAGCUCAUGAAUUUUAUCCUUGAAAAUGGCAUACAGUGUUGGAGAACAAUCCCCAAGCUCGCAGGGCUGCUGAGAUGCGGGAAAAGUUGCAGAUUGAGAUGGAUCAAUUAUUUGAGGCCUGAUCUUAAAAGGGGCAUGCUAUCUGAAACGGAAGAGAAUCAAAUUAUACAACUCCAUGCUCAUUUUGGAAACAGGUGGGCUAAGAUUGCCUCUCAUUUUCCUGGCCGCACUGACAAUGAAAUCAAGAACCACUGGAACACCCGAAUCAAGAAAAGGCUGAAGCUACUUGGAGUGGACCCUGUGACACACAGCCCCAUUGAGCCUAAAGAAAAGUCAGAAAUGAUCACUGAGACAACACCAGACUCCACUUCACCUGUUCCUGAGACCAGGCCGGAAACUAGUGAUAUAACUGACAAAAAAAGUGAAAUGAAUGCGGGUUCAGAUGAAACCAUGAACCUAUCAAGCAACUACGAAGGCCUUUUAGAGAAUCUGGAUGUCCUCUUAUGGAUGAACCAAGAAGCCAACACCUCUACUUCUUACAGCCCAUCAUUCUCUUUGGAAGAAUCUCUGAGCAAUCCAUUGAUGGGGGAAUCUUCGUAUAUCCAAGAAGAUACUAUACAACAAUGGGGACAAUCUGUGGAUUCCAUGCUCUCAUGGGAUGAUUUCAAUCAACUUCAGGAAGAGCUUUACUAUUUCGGAUAUAGAUAACUAGGAUGCGGGCACCUUUAUCUUUAUUUCAUCUAAUUUCAGUUAUUAUUGAGUAGUAAUACCUACUACUUCAUUACAUUUGAUUUGUGUAGCCAUAUACAAAUACUCCGAGGCAAAUCACUAGUCAACUUGAUGCUCAA
Daucus carota subsp. sativus is the source of this 1287-nucleotide messenger RNA. RefSeq names its product myb-related protein 315. Lineage: Eukaryota; Viridiplantae; Streptophyta; Magnoliopsida; Apiales; Apiaceae. The record is from RefSeq and is a predicted model, not a curated record. The transcript has 3 exons. Bases 371 to 1147 code for a protein of 258 amino acids.